Aspergillus udagawae is the source of this 891-nucleotide messenger RNA. RefSeq names its product aldo/keto reductase. The record is from RefSeq and is a predicted model, not a curated record. The coding region runs from base 1 to 891 and encodes 296 amino acids. Gene Ontology annotation, molecular function: oxidoreductase activity, acting on NAD(P)H as acceptor. The transcript is spliced from 3 exons. Lineage: Eukaryota; Fungi; Ascomycota; Eurotiomycetes; Eurotiales; Aspergillaceae.
AUGGCUCAAUCGUCUGCGGAAAUCCCAAGUGUGGAGCUGAAUGACGGCGUUAAAAUUCCGAUUCUUGGGUAUGGUACUGGCACUGCCUGGUUCAAAGAACGCGGGGCGACAGGCAUUGAUCGAGACUUAGUUGAGUCGAUCAAAACUGCAAUCAAGCUAGGAUAUCACCACUUGGAUGGCGCGGAAGUCUAUGGUACCGAACCAGAGAUAGGACUGGCCAUCAAAGAGAGUGGCAUCCCACGGGAGCAAUUUUUUGUGACAACCAAGGUGAUCACGAAUAUUGCGGACAUCCCCAGAGCGAUAGAUGCAAGCUUGGAGAAACUCCAACUCAGCUAUGUGGACCUAUAUCUGAUCCAUUCCCCAUUCUUCGCCAAAUCGGACAAUGAGUUGCAAGAAGCCUGGGCUGCCAUGGAGAAGGUCAAGGCCGCUGGGAAGGCUAGGUCUAUUGGUGUCUCCAAUUUCCUGCAAAGUCAUCUAGAGGCAAUACUCAAAUCUGCCAAGGUCACUCCGUCGAUCAACCAGAUUGAGUACCACCCAUAUCUACAGCAUGGUGGCCUUGUUCCGUUCCAGGGAGAAAAGGGAAUCAAGACAGCGAGCUACGGGCCUCUUACGCCCAUUACUCGAGCAAAAGAUGGACCCCUCGGGGAGCUACUGCAAAGUCUCGCCUACAAAUAUGGAGUUAGUGAAGGCGAGAUCCUACUGAGGUGGUCCAUAGACCGGGGGCAUAUUUCAAUUACGACAAGCAGCAAGGAGUCUCGUCUCAGCAGCUAUUUGCGUGCGUUGUUCUUCCGACUGACGCCCAAAGAAUUAGACGAAAUUUCCGCUAUCGGACGUCAAAAGCAUUACCGAGCAUUUUGGAGGGAUCAAUUCGCGAAUGAUGAUCGUUCUUGA